AUGACCCCAGAACAGCCCAGUAUCUCUCGCUUAAUCGCUCAAUCGUCUUGGUUUAUCAAGCCAGUUGCUGUGGCCAGAACAAGCCCUCAAGUUACCCACCGUCGCGCUUUCAGACGAACAGAUGAUUAUGCUCCAGGAAAGCCGAAGUUGAAGCUUGUACAGGAAGCGCUCGCGCUGCCACUUGCACCGAGCGCAGUCUUGAUCAAAGUCCAUGCCGUAGCACUUAACUACCGCGACGCAAACAUUGCGAAUGGGGGGAACCCGUGGCCAGCGGUUCCAAUUGGGAUAUUGGGUAACGAUGCAGCGGGCGAGGUUCUCGCCGUUGGAGAUAAGGUGAAGACAUUGGCGGUUGGGCAUAGGGCCGGGCCCAUUACGGACACUGAGAAUAUUUCCGGGCGUGAAGUGAAGCGGUCGUGGCUGGCAGCUGACGAGGAUGGAGUUAUGGCGGAUCAUAUUAUUUUCGACGCGGAUGCUCUGUGUAAGCUUCCGGGUUAUCUUGAUUGGGUUGAAGCUGCUACGAUUCCUUGUGCUGGUGUUACCGCUUGGUCGGCGUUGAAGGGCACCGGAGGGGUUAGUGUUUUUGCACUCAAGCUUGUAAGAGCCGCGGGCCUGCGGGUGAUUUUGACAUCUUCGAGUGACAAGAAGCUCGAACAAAUGAAGAUGAAGUAUUCGAACCCGCCGAUCAUGACGACAAACUAUUCUCAAACGCCAGAGUGGGACAAAGAAAUUCUCAAGUUGACCAACGACGUCGGUGUGGACAUUAUUGUUGAAACUGGCGGGUCAAGCUCUUUAAUUAAGAGCAUAAGAUGUACUCGACGUGGCGGCGUGGUCAGCCAGGUCGGAUAUCUUUCACGACAGGACCCUAACGACCUGCGAGAGCUGAUCCCGACCAUUAUCGAUCGAAGGACUAUUUUGAGAGCAGCUCAAAUGCCGUUGAAUGGCCUCAUUGACAAAAUAUUUCCAUUUGAGCAAGCCGAAGAGGCUGUUGAAUAUGUUUGGGAGGGUAAACAAAUUGGGAAGAUUGUGCUCCGUAUUUAG
Molecule: messenger RNA, 1038 nt
Organism: Penicillium concentricum
Lineage: Eukaryota; Fungi; Ascomycota; Eurotiomycetes; Eurotiales; Aspergillaceae
Product: zinc-dependent alcohol dehydrogenase family protein
Exons: 4
Coding region: 1-1038 (345 amino acids)
Molecular function (GO): oxidoreductase activity
Source: RefSeq, a predicted model, not a curated record